AUGCACCAACCGCCACCCAACUCGGCCACAGCCCCCAACGCGCCGCCGCAAAUCAGCGUGAACGGAACCCAACUGCAAGUGGUGGAGAACUUCCCGUACCUGGGCAGUACUCUCUCCCGCAACACCAAGAUCGACGAUGAAGUCGCCAACGGGAUCUCGAAAGCCAGUCAAGCCUUCGGUCGCCUCCACAGCACAGUUUGGAAUCGCCACGGUCUUCAGCUGAGCACGAAGCUGAAGAUGUACAAGGCCGUCAUCCUGCCGACACUACUGUAUGGAGCGGAGACUUGGACGUUGUACGCAAAGCAGGUACGUCGUCUGAACCACUUCCACCUCAGUUGUCUUCGUCGCAUCCUGAGGCUGAACUGGCAAGAUCGAAUCCCCGACACUGAUGUGCUGGAACGGACGGGAAUCCUCAGCAUCUACUCCAUGUUGAGACAAAUGCAGCUGCGCUGGAGCGGCCACCUGAUGCGUAUGGACGACGAGCGACUACCCAAACGACUCUUCUACGGAGACGUCGCGACGGGUUCUCGCCGUCAAGGAGGCCAGAUUCGCCGUUACAAGGAUACCCUGAAGUCCUCCCUGAAACGCCUGUAA
Spirometra erinaceieuropaei is the source of this 594-nucleotide messenger RNA. NCBI's taxonomy places the organism in Eukaryota, Metazoa, Platyhelminthes, Cestoda, Diphyllobothriidea, Diphyllobothriidae. The record is from the annotation of a GenBank genome assembly.